UCAGGGGCGACGAAGCAAUUCCACAAACCUCCGCAACUCCUCACCCUCCCCUGCCUUCCCCCUCAUUGCCUCAUCACCAUGGCCGCAUCGGCCGUGGCAUACAAGGACAGGCAGUUCCUUGCGGUCAUCGGGGAUGAAGACUCCGUAACUGGUCUCCUUCUCGCGGGUGUCGGUCACGUCACAGAUGGCCCCGACGCCCAGCGAAACUUCCUAGUGGUCGACUCGAAGACGGAAAACUCCGCGAUCGAGAAAGCGUUCCAGAACUUCACCCAGGAGAGAAAGGACAUCGCUGUCGUCCUUAUCAACCAGCAUAUCGCCGAACGUAUCCGCCACAGCGUCGAUUCCUUCGCCGAUGCAUUCCCGGCUGUUCUCGAGAUCCCGAGCAAGGACCACCCAUACGAUCCCGAGAAGGACAGUGUGCUCAAGCGGGUGCGGAGACUGUUUGGGGAGUAAACUCUGAGCGUCUUGUGUCUGCGUCUGUCUCGUUAUUCGAAACCACGGGUUUGUGUUGUGUUGCGUUGUGUGUGUGUGUGUUCUACCUGGUGGUUCGCUGUGUAUCUGUGCUUGUCGACUUGAUUGUUGUAUAAACGCGUGGAAAGAGAGAAGGCCCGAGGGGCAAAAGGGAUGAUACCCAAUUAUAUCAUUGUUGCACAUAGAACCAGAUGUUUACAAGUUCGCGAAG
Aspergillus heteromorphus CBS 117.55 is the source of this 682-nucleotide messenger RNA. Its product is annotated as H(+)-transporting V1 sector ATPase subunit F. Gene Ontology annotation, cellular component: proton-transporting V-type ATPase, V1 domain; fungal-type vacuole membrane. The transcript is spliced from 5 exons. The record is from RefSeq and is a predicted model, not a curated record. The coding region runs from base 79 to 453 and encodes 124 amino acids. Gene Ontology annotation, biological process: proton transmembrane transport. Lineage: Eukaryota; Fungi; Ascomycota; Eurotiomycetes; Eurotiales; Aspergillaceae. Gene Ontology annotation, molecular function: proton-transporting ATPase activity, rotational mechanism.